This is a messenger RNA of Fonticula alba, 628 nucleotides long. RefSeq lists its product as hypothetical. The transcript has a single exon. Lineage: Eukaryota; Rotosphaerida; Fonticulaceae. The record is from RefSeq and is a predicted model, not a curated record. The coding region runs from base 29 to 574 and encodes 181 amino acids.
GGAAGUUUGAGGGGGACUAUAUUUCGGGAUGGGGACGGCUGCGCGCAUUCUUGGGGGGAGGGGGGAGGGAGGCGGCACGAACCACUCAAGGACAUGGAAUGGAGAGGGAGAGGGGGAGGGGGGAGGGGGAGGGGCCUCCUACUUAGGCGGUGGCAGCCUCAACCUCAGCCUCGACGGGGGCCUCGACGGGGGCCUCGACAGCCUUCUCGGGCUCGGCAGCGGCCUCAGGGGCGGCAGACUCGGUGGCGGCAGACUCGGUGGCGGCAGGAGUCUCCUCGUCGACCUUGGCACGCUUGGUCUCGGUGGACUCCUCAGCAGGGGUCUCCUCGACCUCCUCGAGCUUGCGCUUGUUGGAGGUGUCCUCCUCGGCAGCGGGGGUCUCCUCGGUGACGGCGGGAGUGGCCUCCUCGGCGACGGCGGGGGUGGCCUCCUCAGCAACCUUCUCCACAGCGGGGGUAACCUCCUCGACGGUGGUGGCAACCUCCUCGACGGCGGGGACGACCUCCUCGACGGUGGUGGUGGCGGCGACAACGGGGGUCUCGGCAAUGAUCUCGGCAGACAUGGUGGCAAGUAGGGGAGGAGAAGAGAGAAGUAUGGGGAAGAAGGGGGAUGUUCAAACCAAAUGAUG